This is a messenger RNA of Candida tropicalis MYA-3404, 1209 nucleotides long. RefSeq lists its product as uncharacterized. Gene Ontology annotation, biological process: proteasome assembly. The transcript has a single exon. Bases 1 to 1209 code for a protein of 402 amino acids. The record is from RefSeq and is a predicted model, not a curated record. Gene Ontology annotation, molecular function: proteasome binding. Lineage: Eukaryota; Fungi; Ascomycota; Pichiomycetes; Serinales; Debaryomycetaceae.
AUGAAUGUUCAGAGGUUGAAGAAUUUGAUUUCUCUUCGUACGAGAAACUUCUCUAGAAGAAUCCAACGAGCUUUAGAGGAGUUGGCUGAGAACUUACAAAGAGAAUCACAACAGGCUCGUCAACCACAGGCAGUACCUAUUCCUGUUCCUGUACGUAAUAGAAACCCAUUAGCUAGACGUAACUAUUCAACUAAUCCGGGUUUCCACGGUGGUUUUAACAAUUAUCAAUAUUAUCAAAAUUGGACUUUUAAACAAGGUACUAAAAAAUACAAUUUCUUUUAUAAGUUUUACAACACUUCUGGGCAUUCAAAAAUAUUAAAAAAUUUGAACAGAUCAGGUGGUGGGUUAUUCCAUAACUUUAGUCAGGCUUAUAACAACAGCUACAGAUUGAAAUUAUACCAUAAUAAUAUCAGGUUCACUUAUCGUACAUUAUUCAAUAAUUUACGCGAAAAGUAUCAGGUUUAUAACAAAGGGUUAAACGUUGAUGAAAUCAGGAGAAAUAAAUUCAACCCAACAAUAAGAUUAAAUUUAUCAUUGACUCCUGGCCAUCAUCAAUUAACUUUGAAAUUAGCCAAGACUGAAUCUACAAAUAUUCCGAUUGAAAAACAACAACAACAACCAAAGUCUAGUUUUAUUGAUUUUCCAAUUAACUUCAAUUUAAAUAUUCCAAAUGAAACUAUUUUAAGUGAAGAAAUUUUAGAUGAAAUGCUAUUCAACAUCAAAUCAUUUGAAAAGAAAUUGGCUACUUUAAAGAAAGAUUUAACCAAUUUGUUUGACUUGGGAGAAUUACCAAUUAAGUAUAUUAGCGGUAAGAAUGUCUUGCGUGUUUAUUUUCCUAAUUGUGAUCGUGAAAAGUUGGAAAUUUUAUGUCAAGAAAAGGGAAUCACUGGUGGGUUUAUUAUUGAAGAAGUUGAUGAAAUAUCGAACGAUGCUACUGCUAUGAGUAGUAAUACCACCAGUUUUGGUAGUGAUAUUUUAAGUUCUAGUGGUGCUGAUGAAAGUAAUAUUGCAUCAUCCCGUUCUUCUUUCUCUAGUGAUAUUUUAAGUGAUUAUAGUGCUGAUGAUGUUCUUCAAGAUGCUAUUUUGAACGAUACUGAGAUUAUUCGUCCUAUGAAUAUUACUCAGCAACAACAACAGUUAUCGUAUGAUAAUGUUGAUAUUUAUGAUGUUAAUGAAGAUUAUCAUUGGAUUUCUACAUCCUCUUCUUGA